This is a messenger RNA of Durusdinium trenchii, 1518 nucleotides long. NCBI's taxonomy places the organism in Eukaryota, Dinophyceae, Suessiales, Symbiodiniaceae. The record is from the annotation of a GenBank genome assembly.
AUGGUCCGACGGAUGCGCUUCGUGGUCUCCGUGAAGGACGCCAAACCGGGCGACAAAGUCUUCGUGGUGGGGAGUCUUCCUCAGCUUGGACAGUGGAAGCCAGAUUGCGCCAUUGAAUUGAAGACGGAAGAUGGCUUGUUCCCCAAGUGGCAGGUUGAGGUGGAGCUGGAACAAACAAGUUUCCAAUACAAGUACCUAUGGAAGCAUUUCAGUGGUGGACAUCUGGAAUGGGAGAGCAGCGCGGAUCGGAGCUGUCUUGAGGGUAUCUUGCCAGAAGAUGGCGAGUUCAACCACAACGACUCCGCCGUGGAGUGCCCUGUGAAAGCUGGCUCUUAUGUGUACUUUCACGGUUACUACGCUCAUGCAGAUUGGGUCCAGCAGGAGUUUGCCAUGCUGAAAAGUGAACUACGGAGCCAAGCAAAGGACUUGGAGAAUCAAGGUGCGCUUCUGGAACAGCAAGCCAUGUCUUCAGGGAGGCAGCGAGCACUCAUCGACGAGCAGAAGAACCUCUUGACUGCGCUUCAGGCGGAGUUGGAGACGCAGAAGCUCCAAACCCAGCAGCUGCGAGGGCAGCUGAGUGAUUUCGCCGGGAUGACAGAGGAGCUUCGUCAGGAGAUCAGAGUGGCGGUGACGAAGGCAGAGCAGCGGAAUGCCGAUCGGCUGCUCCGGCGGCUCGAGGAGCUCAAGGCAGACAUCGACAAGGAUGUGGCGAAGGCAGAGCAGCGGAAUGCCGAUCGGCUGCUCCGGCGGCUCGAGGAGCUCAAGGCAGACAUCGAAAAGGAUGUGGCGAAGGCCGAGCAGCGGAAUGGUGAUCGGCUGCUGCGGGAGCUGAGUGACUUCCGGGCCAUGGCGCCCGUGGCCGAGGAACUCACCGUGGAGAUCCGGGAGGCUUUGAUGAAGGACAUACCCAGCAUCGUGACUUCCAUCCUGGAGGAUUUCAGAGGCCACGAUCAGCCUGGCGCUGCAUUCUUUGAGGAAGAACACCAGCAUGCGGAUGGGUGCCACGAAUGCCUUGAUGCCGCAAUGCCUUCAUGUCAAUCUCAUCAAGCAGAUCCUGCGUACCAUGCUUCAAGCACCAAAGCUGAUUCAGACUCGCAGCUCUUCCCGCUGUGGACAGGUGUGGACAAAUCUAUGAAGAUCAUUCCAGCAGUUGCGCCAGUGAGCUCCGAAGAUUCCUCCAGCUACUAUCCGAGCCUCAAGGCAAAGCCGCAGCACGACCUUCCAGUGCUUGGCGAGACAUCGAUGGUCUGUUGGGAGACACCUCCGCAACCGCUCGAAGAGGAAGCCAAGAAAUUAACCCAAGAGGUUGUGAACGAGCUGAUGAGCCUUUGGAAGGGCACCAAGGAGGAGAAGACAAAGCUUCUGAAGACUGUACAGAGGAGGCUGCAUCCAGACAAGGGUGGGCAUGACGAAGCCAUGACGUGGUUCCGGGACUGGAAAGAUUGCCACGAAGUAUGGUACUUGCGAGGCUCUCAGUUGGAUCUGCCUAGCUCCACCUCUACGCAGCCAGCAGGUUGA